Messenger RNA from Drosophila biarmipes, 6785 nucleotides. It is a transcript of the gene par-1, whose product is annotated as MAP/microtubule affinity-regulating kinase 3. Gene Ontology annotation, biological process: protein phosphorylation; microtubule cytoskeleton organization; intracellular signal transduction. Lineage: Eukaryota; Metazoa; Arthropoda; Insecta; Diptera; Drosophilidae. Gene Ontology annotation, molecular function: ATP binding; tau-protein kinase activity; protein serine/threonine kinase activity. The transcript is spliced from 16 exons. Gene Ontology annotation, cellular component: cytoplasm. Bases 797 to 4435 code for a protein of 1212 amino acids. The record is from RefSeq and is a predicted model, not a curated record.
GCAUCUCAGCUGAGCUUGUGCAACAGCAGUGGACGUAGAAGAGAGCCAGAGGCAGAGAGAAACAAACACAAACGCACAGGAGCUCACCUCCACCACAGGUGUGUAGGUGCCAGCUCGCUCUCUCCCUCUCUCGCGCGCACUCUCUUUUGCUGGCUAGGUUAGGUGUAUGUGUUUAGGUAUACUGCCCUCCCUCUCGCUCCCGCGCCCUCCCGAGUGUUUAUUUCAGUGUCACCGGGGAGACAGAUUAGCUCUUGUCCGCCUGUUGUCGUAAAUAUCACGAACACACUCUCCCAGUCCGCCCAUAUGUACACACGUCCGUAUAUACACGCAUAUAAAUGGAAGUUGCUGCCUGCUGCUCGCUGUGUGUUUAAUUCAUUUUCGAGGUUUUAAUGCGCAACAACUGCGACUUGUUGUGUGUUGGAUAGGCGACAAAAUGAAAAAACACAAAAACAAACAAAAGCAGCGUUGAGAAUUUAGAAAGCCCAAUGUAAACACGCACACUCGCACACUGCAGUUCGCUCUGUGUAUGUGAGCUGCAUUGUGCUUCCGAUUUUGUGUGGCAAAGCGAAAUCUCGAGCUCAAUCUCAAUAAUGUUUCCCCCAAAACCCACAGUGUAAGAACAAUAAACACGCCAAGCGCCAGUUUUUGAAAAAAGCAAGAAAAAAAAGAAAAAGUUGCGAUCUCUCCGAGCAACAAGUACCAGUGCACCAAUACAGUCGACGGUUGUGCCACGACAAAAAAGAAAGAAAAGAGGAAAACCCAGAGAAACCGAAACCAAAGGCAAAGCGGAGGAGCAAUGGAGGCCACCACUACCACGACACCUGACUUGAACCGCGGCGAUGCCACCAGGAAGAGUGUGCGCUUGUACGCUGCCCGCAAGGGGGCGGCACCUGCUCCGCCCAAGCUCAGCGUGGCGCCCUCUGGCCAGAGCCAGAGCCAGAGCUCCAGCAGCAGCAACAACAACAGCAACCAGAGCAGUGACAACUUACCGGAAACGGAAGUGCAGCCUACAGAACCACAUCUUGCCAGCAAGGAUCUCGAAGGAGGCGCCGAAGACGACAGCAUUGUGGAGCUGCGACGACGCGAUGCCCAGGCCACUCCCUUGCCCAGGAUAGCGGUGUCCGCCCUGCCCACCCUACAGCCACAUCCAAAGCCCGCGGAACGCCAGAAGCCCCUGCCACGCAACCUCUUGUCCACCGAAGACGACGCCGGCGUGUCCUUUGCCCUCGGCUCCAUCGAGAAGCACAUCCACAACGUGGAGGAGAGCUUUAAGCAGCAGCAGAACCAGCAGCAGCAAUCCCAAUCCUCGAUGGACGUCAUGAAACUGGAGAUCAAGCGCAAGCAGAGCAAGCGAUACGGUGAAACGGAGAACCUACUGCGGCCGGGCAUCAGUGACAUGUCCUCGGAGAACGACUUCCAGUACUUGGGCGGCAGGCGGGCCGGCGAACUGGAUGCCAGCAAUGAGCUGAUGCUGUCGGAAUUCCAGCGCGGUAGUGAUGGUCGUAACUCGAUCGGAGCCUAUUCCAAGAACUCGGCAGCAGCCUCGAACGGCUCGAAUGCUGUCAAAGCUAAAUUGGCACGUACUGCCUCGGAUACGAAGAACAACGACACGGUGCUGGCCAUGCGGGCCACCUUCAAGCAGAAACAGCCGUUGCAGGACGAGAAGCAGCCGGCGGUUUGGCGGCCAGCCGGCACAGCCCCCACUCCGGCGGCCAGAAGCUCCUCCUCCACCUCCUCGAACUCAGCUUCGGCCAGUCGUGGCGGCAGCAGCAGCAGUGUGGUGGACGGAGUGGCUCCAUCCAAGCUAACGGCCACCACCAUCUCGGCCUCCAAGCGGCGUGAGGAGAACUUGCGACAAUUUGAGGCUCUAUUGGCCCAGAAGUCGUCGCAUCGUCAUGCCAACUCCUCGGGAGCUUCUGGAGCCUCGGGAGCGGCAAGCCAUGCCGCCAGUUCGAAGAGGCGUUCGGAGCGGCCCAUUGUGGCGCCCAUUCCGCCGUUCAAUUCCGCAAGAGCCAGCAUUGAUCCAAGGUCCACCGCGGCUCAUGGACCGGGCACUGGCUCAGGAGCAGGGUCAGUUCUUCCGCCUGUGGGUCAUCAUCGCACAAGCCACGUACCCAGUGUGGUGGCGAACCGCAGCAAUGUGUACAGCAACAAUGCUGCACAGGGUUCGCCCAACAUGCAGAUGCGGAGUAGUGCUCCCAUGCGAUGGCGCGCCACGGAGGAGCACAUUGGCAAAUACAAACUCAUAAAGACGAUCGGCAAGGGCAACUUCGCCAAGGUGAAACUGGCGAAACACCUGCCCACUGGCAAGGAGGUGGCCAUCAAGAUAAUUGACAAGACCCAACUCAAUCCUGGGUCACUGCAGAAACUCUUCAGAGAGGUUAGGAUAAUGAAGAUGCUGGAUCACCCAAACAUAGUUAAAUUGUUCCAAGUUAUCGAAACGGAGAAGACGCUCUAUUUGAUCAUGGAGUACGCGUCCGGGGGCGAGGUGUUUGACUACCUCGUUCUGCACGGACGCAUGAAGGAGAAGGAGGCGCGUGUCAAGUUUCGACAGAUCGUCUCAGCCGUGCAAUACUGUCAUCAAAAGAGAAUAAUACACAGGGACUUAAAAGCUGAAAACCUUUUGCUGGACAGCGAACUGAACAUCAAAAUCGCUGACUUUGGCUUUUCGAACGAGUUCACGCCCGGCUCCAAGCUGGACACGUUCUGCGGCAGUCCGCCGUACGCGGCUCCGGAAUUGUUCCAGGGCAAGAAGUACGAUGGACCCGAGGUCGAUGUGUGGUCGCUGGGCGUCAUCCUGUAUACGUUAGUGAGCGGUUCCCUGCCCUUCGACGGCUCCACCUUGAGAGAGUUGCGCGAACGCGUGCUCAGAGGCAAAUAUAGAAUUCCCUUCUAUAUGUCGACUGACUGCGAAAACUUGCUCCGCAAAUUCUUAGUACUGAAUCCCGCAAAGCGUGCUAGUCUUGAAACAAUCAUGGGCGACAAGUGGAUGAACAUGGGGUUUGAGGAGGACGAGCUCAAGCCCUACAUUGAGCCCAAGGCCGACUUAGCCGAUCCCAAGCGGAUAGGUAAGACGGAAGCCCUAGUCGCGAUGGGCUACAAUCGGUCGGAGAUCGAGGCUUCGCUCUCCCAGGUGCGCUACGAUGAUGUUUUCGCCACGUAUUUGCUGCUGGGACGCAAGAGCACAGACCCGGAAAGUGACGGAUCGCGAUCGGGCUCCUCGCUCUCACUGCGCAACAUCUCGGGCAACGAUGCGGGCGCCAACGCCGGCAGCGCGGGUGUGCAGAGUCCCACGCACAGAGGCGUCCACAGGAGCAUAUCGGCGUCCAGCACGAAGCCGAGUCGUCGAGCCUCGUCCGGUGCGGAAACUUUGCGUGUUGGACCGACUAACGCGGCAGCAACAGUGGCGGCGGCCGCGGGAGCCGUUGGCGCGGUAAAUCCAAGCAAUAACUACAAUGCUGCAGGAUCAGCGGCGGAUCGAGCUUCAGUUGGCAGCAACUUCAAGCGUCAGAAUACGAUCGACUCUGCUACAAUCAAGGAGAAUACAGCGCGACUGGCCGCCCAGAAUCAGAGACCCGCUUCGGCCACCCAAAAGAUGCUCACCACGGCAGACACCACACUGAACAGUCCCGCCAAGCCGCGAACGGCAACGAAGUACGACCCGACGAACGGCAACCGCACGGUCAGCGGCACCAGUGGCAUCAUUCCACGCCGCUCCACCACGCUGUACGAGAAGACUUCGUCGACGGAGAAAACCAAUGUUAUUCCCGCAGAGACAAACAGCGGAUCGGCAGCUCCCGCUGGAAAAGGUCAUACCAAGAGCGCGUCUGUCUCUAGCCCUCGACCUUCUGCAGACGGAUGCGUCUCGGUCUCAAACGACCCGCUCGGAACGAGUCUGUUCGAUCGACUUAGAAUGGCAUCGGCUGUUAAAUCAAGCAGACACUUUCCAAGGAAUGUUCCAUCACGUUCAACCUUUCACUCUGGUCAAACCAGAGCACGGAACAACACGGCGCUGGAAUACUCGGGCACCAGCGGUGCCUCCGGCGACUCCUCCCAUCCGGGUCGCAUGAGCUUCUUCUCCAAACUCUCCUCGCGUUUUAGCAAACGUCCAACGACCACAGAUGAGGCGGCGAAGCCAAGGGUCUUACGAUUCACCUGGUCCAUGAAGACCACAUCGCCACUUAUGCCCGAUCAGAUAAUGCAGAAGAUCAGGGAAGUGCUCGACCAGAACAACUGCGACUACGAGCAGCGCGAGCGAUUCGUCCUUUGGUGCGUGCAUGGAGACCCAAAUACCGACUCCCUGGUGCAGUGGGAAAUUGAGGUGUGCAAGCUGCCACGCCUGUCCCUAAAUGGAGUGCGCUUCAAGCGAAUUUCUGGCACCAGCAUUGGCUUCAAGAACAUUGCGUCUCGCAUUGCUUUUGACCUCCGGCUGUGACUUAACCAAACGAACAACGAGGGGUAUGCGGCCGCCGCCGCCUUGCGGCCCACUGAUCCAUCCGACACCAUAUCCACCGCCAACUGUCGGAGGGCAAGCAACGACAGCACCUCCCGGCUGUCGGAGCUAUCGCUGCUAUGUCGCUCACUCACCAGCCAGCAGGGCUCCCAGCGACGCAAGAAGAGCCGGCUGUCGACUGGCGGCAGCGAGGAUCAGAAGAAAUCCAACUCGUUGCUAUCGGCGUUCCAAAUGUACUCGCCCUUCAGUUCCAAGGAGAACUUGCAGUCCAGUGAGGAGGUGGAGGAUCUGCAGGUGAUCGACACACAACCAGGACAUUCUGUUGAUGUACCCCUCUUCGCCGACUUCAGCCCAAUUAAUCCAAUUAUGGAGGAGGAUGGUGAGGGCGUUGAGGGCAAAACCAGUGAAGCCAAGGGCCCCGGCGAUGCCAGUGGUCAAAAGGGCAAGGGCGAAGGCGGCGGCGGCGGCGGUGGUGGAGGCAAUCGAUUGAAGAGAAACAUCAAGCACACCGGGAGCCUGAUUGUGCGCAAAUUGACUGCCGGCAGGCACAGUGAUGCCGACAAAAAGGGUGCGACUGGAAAGAAGGAAAAGGAGAAGGAGCAGCCGGAGGCGGCGGCCACGGAUAAGGAGAAACCAAGCAGCAAGCCGGAGGGCAAAGUAGCCAUGCUACGCACCACAACCCUCUAAUGCAAUGGAACAUGGACGUAGCAUGGGUAUACGAUUAGUUGUGGGGCAGUUUGUAUCUAUUGAAUGAACGAUUAUGAAGGCAAUGCGGCGAACCCCUGCUGGAAUCUCAAGAAAAUAUUAAUGUUAGCAUCUCUCCGUAGAUCGAACGUAAUGAAUAUAUAUACCUACACAUUACAAUCAAGCAGACAAACUCCUCUAUCUAUCCACACUGACAUGCAUUAGCACCCGCAUAAAUACGCACAUAUUUACAUACGUUAAUUAAUAGGAACCUAGUUAAUGGGCCAGCAAUAUUGGUCAUCGAGCCUCACGCAAGAUGAAACACACGUGAAUACAGGGGUACCAGAAACACCACUCAAUAAAAUAAUAACAAUAAAUAUUAACAAGAAACCAAUCACCGCUCUAUAAACUGCAUUUAUGUGUCGAUAUCCAGUGAACAAUUUUUGCUUGGCAAACAAACGAUCAAAGAACACAAAUUAAUAGGUAUCCGACUCGGGUUGUUUCUUUUUUAAAGCAAGUUUUCGAGAAUACCGGGCGUGUCAGCUUAUAACGCUAGUGUCAAGGUGUGAUUUUUUUCGUAAAAUACAAUGGUAUCGCAAGUCCGAUAGUCGAAGCCCUAAUUCUACUAUUUAUAAUAAAACGUGCCCAACCCCGACCCCAAUACCAUUUAUUGUAAUUAUUAGACCCGUGCUCGAAUAUAUAGUUGGUACUUAUACCUGACAUUUUGUUUAUUUCCUUCAACCUAAGCAGUUCAUAGAACACACAGACAAGAAAUGAAUGUAUAAACUAUUAAGGCUACAAAUUUACUAACACCACCAUUCUGGAACAUGCAACACUUAGAUGCAAUGAUGGCCAAUUGUUACCUAGUUUCCGCUAAGUUCACUUACCCCGAGGAAAAGACGAGCCAGUGGCUUUAGCGCCAUUCUACACGCUAUUGUUGAAUGUUUCUGAAGCAGACCGUAGUGUGUUACGAAAGAGAAAGUAAAUGGGAUGUGAAGGAGGAGCGAUCUCAAGUGAGAUGUAGAAAAAAGACGACCAUCUAAGUUGUGGAGGCUCAAAAACAGUCUAUAUAUACCAAACAUAUACAUAGUUGCACAUCAAGUUGUCUUCAUCAUGAUUGUAACGCAUUUCUGUAACUCUUAACUUUCGAGAGAAGCAUGCAUCGUUUUAUAUAUUUGUUGUUAGAUGACAGCUAAUUGAAACUUAUUAAUAAACACUAGGACUAGGCGAGAACGCGCAUAAACACACAUAAGUAUAUAAUACAUGCAUAAAUAUAUACAGCAAGCAGCUUAUUACAUAUUCGCCGAAAGAUAUCCAUAGUAGACAGCUGGACUCCCUUUCCGAAAAGAGACAUAUAUCUACAGCCCUUCUAUGUUUUUGUAGUCGGCAAUCUGCGGUCAGUAAUAUACAUUCACGCACCCAGAUCCACUUGCACAAUUCGCUAGUUGUCUACUUAUUUCUGGUAUUUAUUUCGGUUUACAAACGGUUGAGUUAAUGUAAAACAAAGCGAAAUGAUUGAGAACACCAUUAAAUCAGAAUUACGAUAAAGCCGAUUAUAGAAUUUACGAAUAAUCAUGUUGUAAGAAUAUCUGAUAUACAUACAUACAUAGAUGUUUUAAUUAAUAAAUACAAAAUGGCAUAACUAUAA